GUUUCCACUUUAAAUGGAAAGAAUUCUGCUGCAGAGCCCGUGUACUGGGGUAUGAGAAGCCAGGGCUCUGGACCUGGGACUUGGGAGCCCUCUCCUCUAGCCCACUGACCCUUUAGUCAUAGCUUUUCCCUGGGCUUCAGUCUCCAUGUGACAGCCCAGUGUCUGGGCAGAAGGUCUGACCACGGGGUCUUUCUGGCCUCCAGGUUUCCUGUAUCUCUGAACUUCCUGUGAGGCUGCCUCCUCUCCCCAGGUUCCUUUCCCCCCAGCCUGUCUUCUGGUGCAGGGAUGGGGUGGUUGGAAACCUGUCUGGAGAUGCUGGGAACCAAGCGAGGGAAGGAGCUCUCUGGCUGUCAUGAGUUGGCAUCCAGAUCCCCUGACGGAGAGGAAGAUACUUAGGGGCUUCUGGUCCAGAGCAAGACCAGCCGUGGCGUCUGCGCCUGUUUCACCCAGCGGUGACCCAGGGCCAUCUCCAAGUCUCAGCUAGACCCUGGAGCCACAGGAAUGUUAAUCUCUCACUAGAGCCCCAGGAAGCUGUGACUCCACUGUAGAACAUUCCAGACAUAGUGGUCUGCUGUGCAAUCAUUUCCCCACCCCACCUGCUGACCACACCCAAGAGCUGCCAAGGCUCCAAACCUGCCCUUUCUGUUCCCCUGCCUUUGCUUGGGUUAUCGUUGGGCUCUCUUUGGGGGCCUAGCCUGGAAAGGCCGCCCCAGCCGCAUGUCCCACUAGCUGUAGACCACCUCUCACCCUCUUCAUUCCUCAACGUUUAUGAAUGGUUUUACCAAGUGUAAGGGCCUUUCAUCACCUCCAUCCCAGGCAGAAGCCACUGUGCCCCACCAAACCCACUCGCCCCCAUCUCACAGCCAACCACUCCACUACAGUGGCCCAUCUUUACUCCCAGUCUUUGCAGUCCUCAGAAAUGGGAACUGUCACCACCUUCCAUGAUGGUGUGUGAUUAAUUCUUGAACUUGGAAGCCUGAGGCCGGAGGGUCAUGAGUUUAAGGCCAGCCUGAGCUAAUAGUAAAGGCUUGUCUCAAAACAGUCCAGAACUAGAGAAGAGAUUUGUCGGUAGACCCAAGGUGGUCUUACCAACCGCUCAGGCAUGGUCUCCAGCAGGUCUCCCAAAUGGAGUCAUGCUUAGUAGUUAAUUCCAUCCAGCUGAUCCACUUGCCGGAACACUGCAGCGUGGGCACAGUUAAGGUGUCACAGAGAGACUGUAUUCCAAGCACACUAUCGGGGUCAGACAGUAACCUGUGGGGCCUCCCCGCAUCAGGCUCCUGAAGCUCAGAUCGCAGGAUCCAUUCCUUCCCUUCUUUGGGCACAACAGGCCUGAGUCCUGGGAAGUUAGAGACCUCAGGCACCGUGAAGUGCUGUGGACCUGGGGUCAGAGGAGGAAAGGCCGGUGCUGUUUCCACGCCAGCUAGCACUUGCUUCCUGGACCCACCUUGCUGGCACUGUUUCUCAUUGCUGGGCUGAAGGCUAGACAAAAAGAGAUUGAGUUUGCCUGGUUGAGUGGCCUGGAUUUCUCCUCCAGUCCCAUCACCGCUUGCUUGGAUGUGGCUGUCUGGAUGCUGUAUUCCUUACUUUUCCAGUUGCUGUAACAAAAGCAACUUAAAAGAAAGGUGCUAUUUUGAAGCACAGUUCAAAGUUACAUUCCUGCAAUGCAGAGAAGUCCUGGCAGGAGGAACUCGAGGCAGCCCAAGUUCACCUGGCAUCCGCACUUGGAAGCAGAGAGAGGCUGAUGCAUGCCCAGCUCUCCUCCCUCUUCUUCUCCUUUGAUUUCAGUCCAUAACCCCAGCCCACAGAAUGAUGUCACCCACAUUUAAAGUGGGUCUGGUCUCCCCACCUCAGUUAACCUCUAACCUAGAAACUGGUUCCCAGGCAUGCCCAGAUAGACGUUUGUUUCCACGGUGAUUCUAGAUCACAUCAAGAUGAACCAUCACAGACGCCGUCUUGAGGAUUCUGAAGCUUCAACUACCAUGGCGAGAAGGGAUGCCCCAGUCGUUAGCAAUGGCUGGCUGGCUCAGAGUGAGAGGCAAGAGGCGUACCCCACAUGCCACACAUCUACACCCCAAUUCCGUUACUAAGCUCAGGCCCUGGGGUCUGGCUGCUUUGCCCCUGAACUCUCCUGGGCUUCAGUUUGUUCUCCAGAGUAGACAUGCGAGCUGGUGAUAAUCCUACACAAGGCCCUGGAGGCUGCCCAGCAAGAGAAGCGAGCCUCCAGUGCGUACCUGGCAGCCACCGAGGACAGAGAUCGGCUGGAGCUGGUCCGGCACAAGGUGCGGCAGAUCGCAGAGCUGAACCAGAGGGUGGAGGCUCUGGAGCAGGACCGUGAGCGCCUGGUGCACGAGGCUGGCCUGCGGGAGCAGCAGGUGCAGGCGCUUCAGCAGCAUGUGCAGCUGCUCAUGGACAAGAACCAGGCCAAGCAGCAGGUCAUCUGCAAGCUCUCCCAGAAGCUCACGGAAGACCUUGCACAACCCCAGCCUGCUGAUGCUACCAAUGGUGACUUCCUGAGCCAGCAGGAGAGGUUGGAGCAUCUGAAGGAUGACAUGGAAGCAUAUCGGACCCAGAACCGCUUCCUCAACUCUGAGAUCCACCAGGUCACCAAGAUCUGGAGGAAGGUGGCCGAGAAGGAGAAAGCCCUGCUGACCAAGUGCGCCUACCUCCAAGCCAGGAACUGCCAGGUAGAAAGCAAGUACCUGGCCGGACUUCGAAGGCUGCAGGAAGCGGCAGGGGCUGAGCCUGGUGACUUCCCUGAGCUGCUGCAGCAGCUGGUCCAGGAGGCACUGCAGUGGGAAGCAGGAGAGGCUUCCGACAGCGUGGGGCUGAGCCCUGUCAGCGAGUAUGAUGAUUAUGGCUUCCUGACAGUGCCAGACUACGAGGUGGAAGACCUGAAACUACUAGCCAAGAUCCAGGCCUUGGAAGUGCGCUCCCACCACCUGCUGGCCCUCGAGGCCGUGGAGAGGCCACUACGGGACCGCUGGGCUACUCUGACCGAGCUCAUGCCCUCAGCUGAACUCAAGCAGCUGCUACGGGCAGGUGUGCCCCGAGAGCACCGCCCACGGGUCUGGAGGUGGCUGGUCCACCGCCGUGUCCAGCACCUGCACUCCUCAGGCUGCUACCAGGAGCUUCUGGCCCGGGGCCGGGCAUGUGAGCACCCUGCUGCUCGUCAGAUCGAGCUGGACCUCAACAGAACCUUCCCCACCAACAAGCACUUCACCUGCCCUACCUCCAGCUUCCCUGACAAGCUCCGCCGUGUGCUCCUGGCCUUCUCCUGGCAGAACCCCACCAUUGGCUACUGCCAAGGCUUGAACAGGCUGGCAGCCAUCGCCCUGUUGGUCCUAGAGGAUGAGGAGAGUGCCUUCUGGUGCCUGGUGGCCAUUGUGGAGACCAUACUGCCGGCUGAGUACUACAGCAAGACACUGACUGCAUCCCAGGUGGACCAGCGGGUGCUCCAGGACCUCCUCUCAGAGAAGCUGCCCCGACUGACUGCGCACCUGGGACAGCGCCAUGUAGACCUCUCUCUCAUCACGUUCAACUGGUUCCUCGUGAUCUUUGCCGACUCUCUCAUCAGUGACAUCCUCCUGCGAGUCUGGGAUGCCUUCCUGUACGAAGGGACCAAGGUGGUGUUCCGAUAUGCUCUGGCCAUCUUCAAGUACAACGAGGAAGCGAUCCUUCGACUCCAGGACAGCCUGGAGAUCUACCAGUACCUGCGCUUCUUCACCAAGACCAUCUGCGACAGCCGGAAGCUCACAAGCAUUGCCUUCAAUGAUAUGAACCCCUUUCCCAUGAAGCAACUGCGGCAGCUGCGGGCAGCCCACCGAGAGCGACUAGAGGCUGAGCUUCGGGAGCUAGAACUGCUGAAGGCUGAGUACUUGGAGAGAAGGGCAUCCAGGGGCAGAGCAGUGCCUGAGGGCUGCGUCAGCGAGGACGAAGGAGAAGGCGACAGCUGACCCACCACCCUGUUCCUCAAAGCCUUGCUUACCACUGCUGGCAGGAAGACAGAAUUCAGUAAUGGGCCGGAGGUGUGUGUGACCCCGGACAAGGCCUUGUCCUCUCCCAGCAUUAGCCUCUCGGGCAUGCCAGCCUGUAUCACAGCCCCACAGAGCACUUUAACACACAGGAAGGAGGCAGGGAUACACUCUGGGUCACCCGGAACCGUCUCCGAGGCACCGCCAUCUCAGUUUGGCUUGGAUUUCAUCUUCUGACCAGGCCUCCUGGGACUCUUCCUGACCCUGGACUCUAUGCAGUUGAGCGUGGCCCCGAUCUUCGGAUCCUCCUGUCAGAGCCAUGUCGACAUACAGCAACGUCCCUGUGGCUGAUGGCUCUCCCCCUUGAGGACAAAAGCAGUCUCAUUACCAGUGCUCCUGGGCACAAGGUGUCGGGAAUGGCACCCUCUGGCUCAAGGUCUUGGCCACCAUUCCUGUGGCACCCCAAGUUCAUCUGUCUUUCCAGGCAGUAGCCCCUCUGAGCUGCUACCUAGAUCUGUGUUGAGACCACCCUGCUUAUGGAGACUAUUAUCUGCAGUCUCAUGCCUAAAACUUGCCUUCUGUUUACAGCCCACAGGGGACAUCCCGGGGGAACCCCUGCCUGCCACCCUGAGGUACUUGAUAUGGUUUGGACAGUGUGCCCCCGUCAUGUGGGGCCAAUGAGGUAGGCUUGGGAGGGCGAGCAUGGCAGCAGCGCACCUGGCUCAGCAGAGAGAGUUGGUAAGCAGAUGGAGGGGACAUGCUAGGGGGAGACCAGCUCUCCCAGAAACCAUCAAAAAGCCAAAAACAGGUCAAACUGUGGGCACGGGCUGCUGGAUAAACAGUAUCCUCUCUACCACUCCCCUCACCAAGCCAAGGCCCCCACCUCUCCUUUUCCUCGCCUCCCUAGAAGAGAAUUCUGCCUAAGCACUUGUGCUCCUCCUUGGAGGACCAGAGCAGCUUUCUUACCAAGCUGCACCUUGUUCCAGCAGUGCUGGGCCUUGUGCUCUGUGCUCUUCCUUGGAGGACCAGAGCAGCUUUCUUACCAAGCUGCACCUUGUUCCAGCAGUGCUGGGCCUUGUGCUCUGUGGCUCUUGGAGCUUGGAGCCGAGUUCUACUAGCCCUGGGGGGUGAGCAUUCUGGGACUAAUUGCUUCCUCCCGCCCAGACAGAGCUCCAGUGUCACCCAGAGGGGAGGGCGGGUCUGGCCAUGACUGCCUGUGGGGUGCACCCAUAGUAUCAACACUAGGAAGAGAAAAGGAGUCAGGUGUGGGGUACACACUUCUGAUCCCAGCAGUUCCAACAGUGGAUUACACAGCCAAACAGUGUCUCCAAAACCAAAUAAAUAAGAGAAAAACGA
Molecule: messenger RNA, 5327 nt
Organism: Rattus norvegicus (Norway rat)
Lineage: Eukaryota; Metazoa; Chordata; Mammalia; Rodentia; Muridae
Source: RefSeq, a predicted model, not a curated record